CCACUUGUGCUUCAGGCUUCAGCGCCGUACAUAACAAUAAGCAGUCUAUAUUUCUUAUGUGUCUAUGCAUUCAAGUUUCGCCACGUUGAUAAAUAGUGAUUGGUAUCCAUAUUCAAUUAAGUGCAUCUAUCGAUAACAUAAUAAGAAUAAAAGCAACUUGUAUAGCUAUCUAUUGCUUUUUGGGCCCUCGGAAUGUGUGGCUUUCCUCGUGUUGCCCUAGGGGUGACUCUACUUCUGUUUUUGUUUCGCGGUAACCUAGUCAGCAGUAGUACAUCCAUCAAACCUGGCCUGAGAAUCAAGAACAGUGAACGAACUAUCGACCUUGUCUCCCAGCUGACUAAGAUCACCAGCAAACUAGUAUUCGAAAACAGCGGUGAAAGCCCCAUUCACGAAUUUUACUUCAGCAUAGAGGCUGUUCAGCAUGAUAGCCUCAGUUACAUUGGGGCUACACUUCGUGAACAUAACCGUCCAAAACUACAGGUACGCGAGAGUGUCCUACCUGACCUGCCAGAGACCCAACCUGGUGCGCUCUAUUAUAGCAUAAGGUUGCGCGAUCCACUUCAGCCCGAACGUUCUGUUUCCGUUGAAGUUGAAACCGUGUUUAGCCAUGAGCUUAUACCUCAUCCUAGAGAGAUCAGCCAGAAGCAAAAGCAGUUGGUUAAGUGGCAUGGUAACCUCUACCUUUUCUCACCAUAUCUCGUGUCCAAACAGACGACAACUUUACUGCUGCCCUCGCGAAAUGUCGAGAGCUACACAAAGGCUGUCAAACCAAUUAGCCAGAGCGAUACUUCUAUUACGUAUGGUCCAUUUGAAAUGAAGCCACCUUAUACCCACCAGGAACUUGCUGUUCAUUUCGAGAAUAACCACCGUUUCCUUACCAUUACUCAGCUUGAGAGAUCUAUUGAAGUCUCUCACUGGGGUAAUAUUGCCAUUGAAGAAACGAUUAAGCUUCUUCACACUGGAGCUGUCCUUAAAGGUUCCUUUUCAAGAUAUGAGUUUACAAGGGAAUCUAAAAAUCUGCAGCCCAGCAUUCAAAGCUUUGACACGAUUUUGCCAGCAGCUGCUUCUGACAUUUAUUAUAGAGAUGAAAUUGGUAAUAUCUCGACUUCCCAUACAAGAAUUAAAAAAGAUUCAGUUGAACUAAAUUUGCGGCCGCGUUUCCCACUUUUUGGAGGCUGGAAAACUCGUUACACAAUUGGAUACAAUGUACCUAGUUACGAAUACUUGUACAACUCUCACGAUGAUUACGUUUUAGAACUGAGGCUACUAGAUCAUAUCUAUGACGAUAUGGUUGUUGAGGAUAUGACUUUAAAGAUUAUUUUGCCUGAAGGAUCACAUGCUAUUAAGUUGGAACUUCCUUAUAAUGCUACUCGCUUACCUGACUCUCUUCAUUACACUUAUUUAGAUACCACAGGGCGCCCAGUAGUUUCUGUUUCCAAAAAAAAUCUGGUCGAAAACCACAUUCAAAACUUCAGACUCAAAUAUAAGUUUCCCAAAUUUUUAAUGUUACAGGAACCUCUUCUAGUUGCUGUUGCUCUUUAUUUUUUGUUCCUGCUUGUUAUUUUAUAUGUGCGCUUGGACUUUUCAAUUGAUAAGGAUGAAAUUUCUGAAAGCAAAUUAAGAGUUGCUGGACAGUGUGAAAAAGUUUUAGCUGCACAAGAUCGUCGCGUUUCAUCUUACAAUUUACUUGACGAAUUACUUAAUAAUCUAAAAAGUAAUAAAGAUGUCAAUUCUUACCUUUCUCAAGUCAAAAGUAUCACGCAAGAAUAUAAAAAUGCCACUACUUCUAUUUUAGAAUUGGCAGCUCAAAAGUUGAAAGGAGAGUCUGGAGAUGUAUAUGAACGGAUACAAGAUCUUCAAAAGCAUGACAAGUUACUCAAAGAGUUAUACAACCAACAACAGUCAAUGUAUAUUGACAAACUUGUACCUGGAAAAAUUGGUCGACAGCAAUUUGUUGAUGCAGAAUCAUCUAUCACCAAGAAAAAAGAGGAAUGCGUGGAAAAGAUUAAUAAUGUUAUUAGAUCACUGCAGUAAAAAAAUUAUUUGUGCCAAAUACUGGAAAAAUUUAUAACAGAUACAAGACUCGUUGAAGUAAUAAAAUUAAAUAUUGAGAGAAUUGCCGCCCUUCCUACCGUAUAAAAACUAGCAAUUGUACUAUUAAUUUAUAGAUUUCAGUAAUCAGGUUGCAUUUGUAAAAAAGUCUGAACUUAUAACAAGUUGUCACCUAUACACGAUAUCUGUUAUAUAUAACAGUUUAUUAACUAAUAAAGUUGGUCAAAUGCGCUUUGGCUUACCUGAUGA
Copidosoma floridanum is the source of this 2301-nucleotide messenger RNA. RefSeq names its product ribophorin I. Gene Ontology annotation, cellular component: membrane; oligosaccharyltransferase complex. Lineage: Eukaryota; Metazoa; Arthropoda; Insecta; Hymenoptera; Encyrtidae. The record is from RefSeq and is a predicted model, not a curated record.